UUGUGUUUUUUUAAACAGUGUGUCUAAAAUUCAACAUACCAGAAAGCAGACAGCCAGACAUUAAGGUGUAUGACCAGUCUGACACAGAAGUUGACUCAGAUGUUUUUGAAGAAAUAGUGAAGGAGUCACCUGGAACUUUCAGAAUCAUGCUGGGCAAUGGACUUGGUAUUCAUUCAGACAAUUCACAAAUUAGUUUGUUUAGUUUAAAGAAUGAGAACAUUUAUUGUCUUAAAAAUAACAGUUUCUUGUAAUAUGUUUCUAUGUUUUGCACAAAUUUCAUAAUGAACAGAUACUUCUCAAUCAUCAUCAUGCUCGGGUACAUCUGAUGACACCGUCAUUCUGAAUUUCACUGUGUGACCAUGUUGAAGAAGUAGCCGCUUGCGAAGGAAGCCAGCCUAAAAGGCCAUGCCACAUAAACUAUGAGGCAAAAGCGUUGAUUGAAAAAAUCCUAACAUCAAAGCCUGGUGGUGAACGCAUUAUGCAAGAGUAUGGAAAAACCAAAUCUCUGACAGAUGCCACCAGAAGACAGAUGAUUAACAUACUUGCUGCUGAGAUGACAGAAACACAUGGGACAUCCCCCCCCAAAAGUGUCAGAGUGACGUAUGCACAGGGGAUAGUAGCUUUGUUUCCCUAUCUAGAAGACCCAUACUCACAGCAUGGAUAUGAACAUUACUACGAUCCGGAGAGUGGUUCGGGAUACCUUGCAUGGCGAUUGAAGACCAUACAAAGAAAAACAGCAGAGGAAAGAGGUGCCUCAGUCAGCAAAUCUCCUAAAGUUGGUGGGCCAGGCCGUGGUCGUCAGCCCUUCACCUAUGACAGAGAGCCAUCUGAUGAGGAUGUGGAAGCAGCUAUUGCUGUUUUGAGACACUCUGCCGAUGAAAACACUGUCCGUGAGAAGAUGAAAAUGACCUUCACAUAUCGGCAAGUAAUGGUCAACGAUGAAGCCAAAUCAUCAGAUGUCUUCUUGGUCUUCCCAAGAUUUCUGGACACACCAGGACUGAUAGAACAAGAUUUCAGACUUCUGUUUGGUGAGGCCACGGCCAACAAAUUCUUGGAGAAGUGGUCAACCACUUUCAAAGCAAAAGUUGGAACCAGUGUGCAGCAGCAUCUAGACAACAUCACCCAAAGCAGUCAGCCCUACCUUCUCGCCCAGGGAUCCACACAGAGCAGCAUUCACUCCUACUUCAUUGUGGUUGACAAGCAUGCAGUUCCAUGCAAGGCAACAGGUUCAGUAGGAGCUUUUGACGAAGUCUUUAAAGCCCAUUACGUCUUUGGUACGUCAUACAGUUCUUCCUUGAGCAGCUUUUUCACAUUUGUGCAAACAACCAUCUAUAACAUCGACAUGGGGGAAACAAAGGAGACUCCUAGAGUUGCAGAGUUGCGAGCAAGAAUGGUGCGUUGA
Sander lucioperca (pikeperch) is the source of this 1402-nucleotide messenger RNA. RefSeq lists its product as uncharacterized. Bases 479 to 1402 code for a protein of 307 amino acids. NCBI's taxonomy places the organism in Eukaryota, Metazoa, Chordata, Actinopteri, Perciformes, Percidae. The transcript has 7 exons. The record is from RefSeq and is a predicted model, not a curated record.